Mizuhopecten yessoensis (Yesso scallop) is the source of this 1378-nucleotide messenger RNA. Its product is annotated as 26S protease regulatory subunit 10B. Bases 28 to 1203 code for a protein of 391 amino acids. Gene Ontology annotation, molecular function: ATP binding; proteasome-activating activity; ATP hydrolysis activity. The record is from RefSeq and is a predicted model, not a curated record. The transcript has 12 exons. Lineage: Eukaryota; Metazoa; Mollusca; Bivalvia; Pectinida; Pectinidae. Gene Ontology annotation, biological process: positive regulation of RNA polymerase II transcription preinitiation complex assembly. Gene Ontology annotation, cellular component: proteasome regulatory particle, base subcomplex; cytosolic proteasome complex.
UCUCUGUAGCUCUUCAAUUAUUCGAAAAUGGCGACUACCGAUCCACGGGAACAAGCACUGGGGGACUACAGAAGAAAGCUUCUUGAACACAAGGAGCUGGAAGCUCGUCUAAAAGAGAUGAGAGAAAAUUCCAAGGAGCUAACAAAACAGUACGAUAAAUCAGAAAAUGAUCUGAAAGCUCUGCAGAGUGUAGGACAGAUUGUUGGAGAAGUACUAAAACAACUGACAGAAGAUAAAUUCAUCGUAAAAGCUACCAACGGACCAAGAUAUGUUGUUGGUUGUCGGCGCCAACUGGAUAAGUCGAAGCUCAAGCAAGGAACCCGUGUUGCCCUGGACAUGACAACACUGACUGUCAUGAGGUAUCUACCACGCGAGGUUGAUCCCCUGGUGUACAAUAUGUCCAUGGAAGAUCCUGGUGAUGUGAGCUACAACCAGAUCGGUGGUCUCGGCGAACAAAUAAGGGAACUGCGAGAGGUCAUUGAACUGCCACUGUUAAAUCCUGAGCUGUUCCAGAGAGUAGGUAUCACCCCUCCAAAGGGCUGUCUCUUAUAUGGCCCCCCGGGCACCGGUAAAACACUCCUAGCUCGGGCUGUGGCCAGUCAGCUGGAUGCCAACUUCUUAAAGGUUGUCUCGAGUGCCAUUGUAGACAAGUAUAUUGGAGAGAGUGCAAGAUUGAUCAGAGAGAUGUUUGCUUUUGCCAGAGAUCACGAACCCUGUAUUAUAUUUAUGGAUGAAAUAGAUGCUAUUGGUGGCAGGAGGUUUUCAGAGGGAACAUCUGCAGACAGAGAAAUUCAGAGAACUUUAAUGGAGUUGUUGAACCAGAUGGAUGGAUUUGACGCAUUAGGACAAGUGAAAAUGAUUAUGGCAACAAAUAGACCGGACACACUAGACCCAGCCUUGUUACGACCGGGACGCUUAGACAGAAAGAUCGAAAUCUCUUUGCCAAACGAACAGUCAAGAUUAGAGAUUAUGAAAAUCCAUGCACAGCCAAUAGCCAAGCACGGGGAAAUAGAUUGGGAAGCUGUGGUGAAGUUAUCCGACGAUUUUAAUGGCGCUGAUUUGAGAAACGUUUGCACAGAAGCAGGUAUGUUUGCCAUUAGAGCCGAGCGGGACUAUGUAAUAGAAGAGGAUUUCAUGAAAGCCGUCAGGAAAGUUGGUGACAACAAGAAAUUGGAAUCUAAAUUGGACUACAAACCCCUUUGAUUGUUUAUCAUAUUUACAAACACCAUGAACAUCACAUUUUUCAUCGGUGGAGACAGAAUUGGACGAUUAUUGUUGAUGAACAACAAACUUUUACUCACAUGACUCAUCCUCAGUGCGACACCAUACACUACAUAUAUAGAGUGUGUUACAUUGAAUAAAUCUACAGGUUUAUGUA